UUUCGGUUUUGAUGCUUUUUAUGUCCAGGAGUCCUGCACAGCCAUGGCGGCCAGGAGGACACAUGAAAGAGAUCCAAUCUACAAGAUCAAAGGUUUGGCCAAGGACAUGCUGGAUGGGGUUUUUGAUGACCUGGUGGAGAAGAAUGUUUUAAAUGGAGAUGAGUUACUCAAAAUAGGGGAAAGUGCGAGUUUCAUCCUGAACAAGGCUGAGAAUCUGGUUGAGAACUUCUUAGAGAAAACAGACAUGGCAGGAAAAAUAUUUGCUGGCCACAUUGCCAAUUCCCAGGAACAGCUGAGUUUACAAUUUUCUAAUGAUGAGGAUGAUGGACCUCAGAAGAUAUGUACACCUUCUUCUCCAUCAGAAUCCAAGAGAAAAGUAGAGGAUGAUGAAAUGGAGGUAAAUGCUGGAUUGGCCCAUGAAUCACAUCUAAUGCUGACAGCUCCUCAUGGACUCCAGAGCUCAGAAGUCCAAGAUACACUGAAGCUUUGUCCACGUGAUCAGUUUUGUAAGAUAAAGACAGAAAGGGCAAAAGAGAUAUAUCCAGUGAUGGAGAAGGAGGGACGAACACGUCUGGCUCUCAUCAUCUGCAACAAAAAGUUUGACUACCUUUUUGAUAGAGAUAAUGCUGAUACUGACAUUUUGAACAUGCAAGAACUACUUGAAAAUCUUGGAUACUCUGUGGUGUUAAAGGAAAACCUUACAGCUCAGGAAAUGGAGACAGAGUUAAUGCAGUUUGCUGGCCGUCCAGAGCACCAGUCCUCAGACAGCACAUUCCUGGUGUUUAUGUCCCAUGGCAUCCUGGAAGGAAUCUGUGGGGUGAAGCACCGAAACAAAAAGCCAGAUGUUCUUCAUGAUGACACUAUCUUCAAAAUUUUCAACAACUCUAACUGUCGGAGUCUGAGAAACAAACCCAAGAUUCUCAUCAUGCAGGCCUGCAGAGGCAGAUAUAAUGGAACUAUUUGGGUAUCCACAAACAAAGGGAUAGCCACUGCUGAUACAGAUGAGGAACGUGUGUUGAGCUGUAAAUGGAAUAAUAGUAUAACAAAGGCCCAUGUGGAGACAGAUUUCAUUGCUUUCAAAUCUUCUACCCCACAUAAUAUUUCUUGGAAGGUAGGCAAGACUGGUUCCCUCUUCAUUUCCAAACUCAUUGACUGCUUCAAAAAGUACUGUUGGUGUUAUCAUUUGGAGGAAAUUUUUCGAAAGGUUCAACACUCAUUUGAGGUCCCAGGUGAACUGACCCAGAUGCCCACUAUUGAGAGAGUAUCCAUGACACGCUAUUUCUACCUUUUUCCCGGGAAUUAGCACAGGCAACUCUCAUGCAGUUCCCAGUCAAGUAUUGCUGUAGCUGAGAAGAAAAGAAAAUUCCAAGAUCCCAGGAUUUUUAAAUGUGUAAAACUUUUCAGUUAGAUAUUUUAUACAAUAUCAUAAGGCUAGAUAAUUUCCAUAGGUUAUUUUUAGGGGAAACCUGAUACGUAAAAUUUUGCAUGAAAAGUAUAGAUUCGUUCCUUCCUUCCAAAUCUGCUCAUCUUUUACUUUAUUUUAUUAAAUUUAUAUUUGCACAUUUUUGUAAAAUGAAUAAAGGAAAAAGACACUAAAGAACAUGUCUGAACAUAUCCUGGAACUUCUUCUUUGUAAAAUGAAUAAAGGAAAAAGACACUAAAGAACAAAGAUGAUACACCUUUUGAUGAACCACUUUCACCUAUAAAUUAGUAGUAAGAAUUUACUCACAAGGAAGAUCUUAUCUACAAUGUAGCUGAGAAAUGAAACUGUUGCAUAUGUAGGUAAAACUAAUCAUCUUUUAGGAAUAAGAUAAAGAGGUUUAUGUCCACUGUUUGUCUCUGGCAUACAUGGUUUUCAUGCCUAGUGGCUACCUACCAUUCCUUUCAAUCAAUUUCUUAGGAUAUAAUUGACAAAUUUAUGCUAUGUUUAUAAUUUUUCUCUUAAAUGCUUUUGUAAUAAGAUAUACUCACACAUACACAUUUAAGAUUCUGUCUAUUAGUGUUAUUGAAAUAAAUCCUAGAAACAAAAAUUAAAAGUUUAAAGCAUUAAAGACAAUUUUGAGACAAAAUAUUCUAUGAAAUUCUAUGCAAAAUUGAAUUCUUCUACAAGUAUGUGAUGAAGCCCACCUACCACUAUUUUUGUCAUCUUGAGGAUGUUAUAUCAUUAUUUUUACUUAACUGAGCUCAAAUUAAAAUCUUUGUUUAUUCUUUGUUCUAUAAAAUGUUUCAGAAUCUUUCUUUACUGCAUAGUAAGUGUUAGCUCAUUUUUCCUGGGGUUACAAGUUCUGUACAAGCAUGCCUUGAAAUUGUGAGAGCCACCCCUUCUGAGUGUUCUUCCUUAACUCAUACCAGAUCUAUGAUCUCUUUCUGAAAGUGUCCAUUAACAGUUCAUUUCUACCCUUUCUCUCUGGUCCUACUAUCUUUUCAGUCUAUGUUAAAUAUGUACCUAUCCAAAAAAAAAUCUCAUGAGCACUUUUAAAUUAAGGUCUGGUGGUUCCCCACAUCCUUGCUUCUUUGCAUUUGUCCUGAUGGACUUAAACAUAGCUUGUUUUUGCCAUUUAUAUGUCCAUACCUCCUCACAAGAAUAAAAGCCCCACGAGGGAUC
Molecule: messenger RNA, 2605 nt
Organism: Mus musculus (house mouse)
Lineage: Eukaryota; Metazoa; Chordata; Mammalia; Rodentia; Muridae
Gene: Casp12
Product: caspase 12
Exons: 11
Coding region: 44-1303 (419 amino acids)
Biological process (GO): response to endoplasmic reticulum stress; intrinsic apoptotic signaling pathway; regulation of apoptotic process
Molecular function (GO): cysteine-type endopeptidase activity; cysteine-type peptidase activity
Source: RefSeq, marked validated